Molecule: messenger RNA, 1983 nt
Organism: Pygoscelis adeliae (Adelie penguin)
Lineage: Eukaryota; Metazoa; Chordata; Aves; Sphenisciformes; Spheniscidae
Gene: SARM1
Product: sterile alpha and TIR motif containing 1
Exons: 10
Coding region: 1-1983 (660 amino acids)
Biological process (GO): signal transduction; negative regulation of MyD88-independent toll-like receptor signaling pathway; response to axon injury
Cellular component (GO): dendrite
Molecular function (GO): protein binding; signaling adaptor activity; NAD+ nucleosidase activity
Source: RefSeq, a predicted model, not a curated record
AUGCCGAUGGUGCUCAUCCUGCUCGUCUCCCUCUAUAAACUGUGCCGGUUCUUCGCCAUGUCGGGUGCGGAGCGGCUGGUGGUGCCCGAGUGUGUGAGCCAGGCGGGCAGCUGGGCAGGCGGGGGCAGCUCCAGGGAGCACCGGGAGGCAAAACUCUCCGCUCUGCCCCGUGUCUGGUUCAGCAUGUCCCGGCAGCACCGCCUGCGGUGUGACGAUCCCAGAGAGGAGCCGUAUACCUGCCGCGGGCUGGGUCAGGAUCAGGCCUUUCUCUCCCGGGACCCCGCAAGGGAUCGGAUCGCUCGGAUCGGUCUGGGAGUGAUUCUGAACUUAGCCAAGGAGCGAGAUGUUCCCCAGCUGGCACAGAGCGUCUCUGGUAUCCUGGAGCACAUGUUCAAACACACCGAGGAGACCUGUUUCCAGCUCAUCUCUGAUGGAGGCCUGGAUGCUAUCCUCUACUGGUGCCGCUGGACGGACCCCAUCGUGCUGCGGCACUGCGCCAUGGCCUUGGCCAACUGUGCCAUGUACGGAGGGCAGGCCAACCAGCGCCUGAUGAUCGAGAAGAGGACAGCGGAGUGGCUUUUCCCACUGGUGUUUUCAAGAGACGAUGAACUAAUCCGCCUGCACGCGUGCCUGGCCAUCACGGUGCUGGCCACCAACAAAGAAAUCGAGAAGGAGGUGGAGCGCUCGGGGACGCUGGCUCUGGUGGAGCCGUUCAUCGCCUCACUGGAUCCGGAGCAGUUCGCCUGUGAGAUGCUGGGCAGCAGUGACAACAGCCAGGGGAGGACGGCAGACGACCUGCAGCGGCUGGUACCCUUGCUGGACAGCUCGCGUCUGGAAGCACAGUGCAUCGCCGCCUUCUACCUCUGCACGGAGGCUGCCAUCAAAACCAGGCAGAAGAAAACAAAGAUUUUCAGCGAGACUGGGGCUACGCAGAGCCUGAAGAGGGUAGUGUGCUACUCCACCAGCAGCACCACCUCCUCUCUGGCCAAAAAGGUGCUGCGCAUGAUAGGGGAGGAGGUUCCUCGGCGCAUCCUGCCCACAGUUCCCAACUGGAAGCCCUGCGAGGUGCAGACGUGGCUGCAGCAGAUCGGAUUCAACAAAUACUGCCAGAGCUUCCUGGACCACCAGGUGGAUGGGGACAUUCUCCUGAGGCUGACAGAGGAGGAGCUGCAGGAGGAUUUGGGGAUGGACUCCAGCAUCACUCGGAAAAGGUUUUUCCGGGAGCUGACAGAGCUGAAGACCUUUGCAAACUAUUCCACCUGCGACCGCAGCAACCUGGCCGACUGGCUGGGCGGCAUCGACCCCAGGUUUCGUCAGUACACGUACAACCUGCUGACCUGCGGCAUCAACCGCAACUUCUUGCACCGGGUGACGGAGCAGCAGCUGCAGGAGGACUGCCACAUCAACACGGGCUUCCACCGCGUCCGCAUCCUCACUGCUGCAAGGGAAAUGCUUCACUCCCCUAUAACGCUGCAAACUGCAUCCAAUGGGACUGAUGUAUUUAUCAGCUACCGGAGGAGCACCGGGUCGCAGCUGGCCAGCCUGCUGAAGGUCCACCUGCAGCUGCACGGCUUCAGCGUGUUCAUCGAUGUGGAGAAGCUGGAGGCAGGGAAGUUUGAGGACAAGCUGAUCCAGAGCGUCAUGAGUGCCCGCAAUUUUGUGCUGGUCCUCUCGCCAAAUGCACUGGAUAAAUGCAUGGGAGACCCUGAGUGCAAGGACUGGGUGCACAAGGAGAUUGUGACAGCCCUGAACUCUGGAAAGAACAUUAUACCUGUUACAGACCAUUUUGAGUGGCCGGACCCAGAAACACUUCCCAAGGACAUGAGGGCUGUCCUGAAAUUUAAUGGUAUCAAGUGGUCCCACGAGUACCAGGAGGCCACAAUCGACAAAAUCAUCCGCUUUCUCCAAGGCCGUUCCUCCCGGGACUCCUCGGCUGGGUCGGAGAACGGCCUGGACUGCUUGUCCUCCCCAGGGCAGACCUAG